CAAUUGAGUUGAAUCAAUCAUCAGCGGUUUCUGCGUGCGCAAAGUCGCUGGUUUUGGUUCCCAAAUUUUCAUUGUGUGCCAAAUUUCUUAUCUUUUCAAUUAAAUAAAAUCCAAUUAGGGUUUUCAAAGUCUUCUCCUUUUCUUUCGUUCUCCAAUCCCCAUUUUCCAACGAUCCCCCAAUCAUGUAACUGCUGCUAGGUUGAUCAUAAGGGACUUUAUAUCAUAUGCUAAUUCAUAAAUUCAUUGGAUUUGAUUGGACUGGCAUUUUUCUGGAAUUUGAUAUCAACAAACAAACAAACACUUUCUGAUUUAAUUUGAUAGAAUAGAGGUUAAUGGAGUUGUAGUUUCUGGGUAUUUUUGAUUUGGGGCUGUUGGCAUAGAGAAAGUGUUCCUUCGUUUCGAGGGAUAUGUUGCACAUGGCUCCAAAUCUGAAGUUAAGAUUAGGUGUUUCCUUGUUGUUAAUACUGUUGAGCUGCUUUCUUGUAAUCGGAAAUUCGAAUGCGGAAUUGGAAAAUGAAGUUUUGCAUAGUAAGGUAAGAGCUGCUCCACAUAAGGAUGUUGGAUCCGUUGUAAUUGAUGGUACUGGUGUAGAGAAUUCGUAUAAGGUUGAGAAUGGAAAUAAUGUGGUGGGUAAUAAGAAGGGUGGAAGCAGUAAAGUUUCGGUUUCGACGGUUGCGUUGUUUACGUUGGCAAUGGCAGCUGCCACUGGUUUAGGUGCAGUGCCGUUUUUCUUUGUAGAACUUGAUCCACAAUGGGCCGGGUUAUGUAACGGAAUGGCUGCAGGUGUUAUGUUGGCUGCGAGUUUUGAUUUAAUACAGGAAGGGCAGGAGUAUGGUUCUGGAAGCUGGGUUGUUACUGGAAUUCUAGCUGGUGGGAUCUUUAUUUGGCUAUGUCAAAAGUUUCUUGAGCAAUACGGGGAAGUAAGCAUGUUGGAUUUAAAAGGUGCUGAUGCAACCAAAGUUGUUCUUGUCAUUGGAAUCAUGACUCUACAUUCUUUUGGAGAGGGAUCUGGGGUUGGGGUCUCCUUUGCUGGCUCAAAGGGUUUUAGUCAAGGCCUGUUGGUAACCUUGGCUAUUGCGGUGCACAACAUACCCGAGGGAUUAGCUGUGAGCAUGGUGCUUGCAUCAAGGGGUGUUUCUCCACAAAAUGCUAUGUUAUGGAGUGUAAUUACAUCUCUACCGCAGCCAAUUGUAGCUGUUCCUUCUUUCAUUUGUGCGGAUGCAUUCAGCAAGUUUCUUCCUUUUUGUACGGGAUUUGCUGCUGGAUGCAUGAUUUGGAUGGUUAUUGCUGAAGUACUUCCUGAUGCAUUCAAGGAAGCCUCACCUUCGCAGGUUGCAUCAGCUGCAACCCUUUCUGUAGCAUUUAUGGAAGCUCUCAGCACCUUCUUUGAGAACUUCACCCAUGAUUACAACUCUGAGGAUGCUUCUGGCUUCUUUGUUUCAUUACUUUUUGGCCUAGGCCCGUUUCUUGGCGGGAUUUUUCUGGUUGCAUUUGCUCUUGCUUUUCAUCUCAAGCACGCCCUUCUCAUGGGCACUGCUUGCGGUAUUGCCUUUGUCCUUGGUGCUUGGCGACCCUUACAGCUUAUUUUGUCUUCAAAAUUGGGACUUAUUCCUGUCACGUUUCUCCUUGCAAUGGGAGCCGCUUUGGUCCACAUAUCUUCUUCUGGUGUAUUGAAGCUUGCUGCUUCAAAAAAAACCUCAGCCCAUAGCUUACCUACAAUCACUGGCUUCCCACUCAGUAUUCACACCCUUCAAUCAUUCAUAUCAUGUGGUGCAGUUGCUAUUCAUGCUCUGGCUGAAGGACUUGCAUUGGGAGUGGCUGCCCCAAAGGCAUAUGGACUUGGUCGUCAUAUGGUCCUUCCAGUCUCUUUACACGGGCUUCCUCGAGGUGCAGCUGUGGCUAGCUGUAUAUUUGGAGCCACUGAUAGCUGGCAUGGUUCUCUUGCAGCAGCUGCCAUAAUUGGAUUCAUGGGUCCGAUAUCUGCAAUUGGAGCUAUUCUAAGUGGUAUCGAUUAUAGUGGUCUUGAUCACAUUAUGGUUCUUGCCUGUGGGGGAUUAAUUCCUAGCUUUAGCAGUGUAGUUAAGAGAUCGCUUAGUUUGGAUAAACGGAAAAGCACUUGUGGCCUUAUCAUAGGUAUCGGUUUUGCUACUUUAUGUCUAACAUUCACUAGAUUGGUUUGCUUGCAUACACCAUACUGUAAUUCUGCACCAGAGGCUGUAAGAUAAGACAUUAUAUGCUAUAUUUCCUGCUUGGUCUGUGAUUAGUGUUCCUGCAACAUACACUUCUUUAGUUCAAUUUCCCAAGGCAUCGUUGCACAAAUUUGAAGAGAUUAACAGCGAAUCACAAGUGGAAGUUCCACAAGAAGGGAGAAUAUACUGAAUGACUGAGUUUUAUUUCAGAACUUGUCCAUGUGUAAUAUUUUAGUGUUUACUUGUAUAUAAGCUUUUACCCAUGAUUUAACUGUUUUACAGUGUAGAACUAUUGAGAAGUGGAACAUAUAUUAUUCUCUUUUUUCCU
Molecule: messenger RNA, 2517 nt
Organism: Vicia villosa (hairy vetch)
Lineage: Eukaryota; Viridiplantae; Streptophyta; Magnoliopsida; Fabales; Fabaceae
Product: putative zinc transporter At3g08650
Exons: 6
Coding region: 408-2225 (605 amino acids)
Biological process (GO): zinc ion transmembrane transport
Cellular component (GO): membrane
Molecular function (GO): zinc ion transmembrane transporter activity
Source: RefSeq, a predicted model, not a curated record